AGUUGUCAUUGUCAACCUUUUCAGCCAUGGCGGGUUCAUGUUUUUUCAAUUUCAAUUUCAACUACGAAAUGAGCAAUGUGCGCCUCUCGCACUCUUGGGCGGCGACAUUGACAGCGAUUUGUCGAAUAUUCUCGUGCGCCAUUUUGUGAAUGCUAUGGAAUUUUGCGUUGUUAAGUAAUCAGUCCAAGAUAUCAAAAGCUGUGUGAGUUUCACUUCGGGUAAUCUUCUCUGUAGCCUGUAUAUUUAGCAAAAUAUUCGCGGAUUUGGAAUCAUGACCGAAAAGUCUGGUGUGGGUAAAACUUCGCUAAAACGUCAUGAAGUUGCUAAGCCGGUUCAUAUUCAGAGGCUGGAAACCGCCCUGGACAUCAGACCCUUCGUGAGCCAGGUGGAGAAGAUCUUGUCGAUGGACGAUGGCAGCGAAAGUGAUGAUGAUUCAGAUACUAAGUCAAUCAUUAAUGAGAUGUCCAAGGGUGAUAGAAUUAUUCAUGGAGUUGUGACAAACAAACAAGAACGCCAGAGUGAUCGCCUCCGCCUGUACAAUCUAGCAUCAGUGGGAGAGGAAAGGGUAUGGCUCAGAGAUGUCCUUUUAUCAUCGGGGUCCGAGAGCAGCAGUGAUGAAGACAGUCCUGAAGCUAAAAAGAUGCGUAUUCAGCGGAUGUUGCGGGAGAGACGACACCAUAAUAAAUAUGCUAAGAAGUAUUAUAAGGACCCUGGGCAGAACUCCCGCUACAUGUAUUACGGCGCCGGCCUGCUCUCCACCAUCGACCGCUACCCCGAGCGGCGCAUCAGCCGGGCGGCGCCCCCGCCCCCCGCCGCUAGAGGUCGCCGAGGCCGACCUUCGGAGCGAGGCUCCACCAGGGGACUACAGAAAGCUAGAAGAGGCCGUGGCAGGGAGAACAAAGCUCAGGAUAAUGAUAAUCCUGACGGAGUUGACUGGGAAGACCAACUGCGUAAUUUGAAACAGGAGAAUGACAGCGAAGAUUUUACACCAGCUGUCGAAAAGACCAGUGUUAGGGGUCGUAAGAAACUAUCUACUCUCAAGAGCCCUGAAGCUCUAACGGCUCGACGGCGCCGUCAUUGGCUUUUACUAGUCAAGAAAGAGUUGGGCAAAGUACAACGAGCUAGAACAGCUACCCAUAGAGAGGUGAUGCUACAGAGGAAACGGUUGGCCACGCUGUGCUGCAAACAUUGGCGGCAUGUUGCUAUGCAGUCCCAGAAGAACAUGAAAGAGACAGUUUGGCGUUGUAAGCGUCUCAGCAGAGAAAUGCAAGCGUAUUGGAGGAGAUACGACCGCGCCGAGAGAGAAACUAGAAGAAGAAUGGAGAGGGAGGCGGAAGAACAGAGAAAGAUGGACGUAGAACUGAUGGAAGCAAAACGCCAACGUCGCAAACUCAAUUUCCUCAUCACGCAGACCGAAUUAUAUGCUCAUUUCAUGCAACGUAAGAUGAACUCUGGUGAUGAUGGCGACUGCGGAGCCGACAGGAUUCUCAGGCAGUUAGACGAAGACAGGGAUCCCAGAUUGGCUUCCAUUGAUCAGUAUGAUAGUGAGUCAAUGAAAGCCCGAGCAUCGCGUAACGCCCGCGAAGCGUUCCGAACGGAGAGAGCGAGGACCCAACAGUUCGACGCGGCGGCCGGCGUCGAACACUUGGAACCCGAACCCUCUGAACGGAGAGGGGGGGAUUAUGAUCAACCCUCGAUAUUCAGAGGGACCUUGAAGGGAUACCAACUGAAGGGCAUGAAUUGGCUGGCCAACCUUUAUGAUCAGGGUAUCAGCGGUAUACUAGCUGACGAGAUGGGUUUAGGCAAAACGGUUCAAUGCAUUGCAUUCCUGUGUCACGUGGCAGAAAGACUAGGAGUUUGGGGUCCAUUUCUCGUGGUGUCACCUGCCUCUACACUUCACAACUGGCAGCAGGAAAUGCAGCGGUUCGUGCCUGAUUUCAAAGUGGUGCCAUACUGGGGGAGUCCCAGCGAGCGUAAAAUCCUCCGUCAAUUCUGGGAGCGAAAAGACUUGCACACACGCCAAGCGGCUUUCCACGUGGUGGUGACGUCAUACCAGAUCGUGGUCUCCGACCUCAAGUACCUGAACCGAGUGUCGUGGCAGUACAUGAUACUGGACGAGGCUCAAGCCAUUAAGAGUUCAGCCAGUAUGAGGUGGAAGCUGCUGCUUGGUUUCAGCUGUAGGAACCGGCUGUUGUUAUCGGGUACUCCAAUACAAAACAGUAUGGCAGAACUGUGGGCGUUGCUUCACUUUAUUAUGCCGACAUUGUUUGACUCACACGAGGAGUUCAACGAGUGGUUUUCGAAAGAUAUCGAAAGUCACGCUGAGAAUAAGAGCACUAUUGAUGAGAAACAUCUAUCCCGUCUACACAUGAUCCUGAAGCCGUUCAUGUUGCGACGAAUAAAGAAGGAUGUUGAAAACGAACUAUCAGAUAAGAUAGAAAUCAUGGUACAUUGUCCGCUGACGAUCAGGCAGAAACUUUUAUAUAUAGCGUUAAAAAAGAAAAUCAAAAUAGAAGAAUUAUUACACUAUUCGGUCGGCGCGGAAUCUGGUCACAAUGUGGACAAGAACUUCACUUCAAAUCUUAUGAACUUGGUCAUGCAGUUUAGAAAGGUAUGCAAUCAUCCAGAAUUAUUCGAGCGUCGAGACGUUCGCUCCCCCUUCGCAAUGCAAGUCGACGACUACCACAUACCAAAGAUCAUCGCUGAAGACUGCAUUCUCAUCAGAACUAUACCUUCAAAGAGGCAUUUGAUAUACAAUAUACUAUCGGUACUGAUGCCUGAACAAAUACACAGGAGUAUUUGUGACAAUGAGGGUAGCUGCUUCAGUUUUCUGCGGUUUAUGGAUGUAUCGCCUAUGGAGGUGUUCAGAGUUAUGCUCUGUGGAUGGUUGUACGCAAUGCAACACGUAAAUAGCUGUUUAGAGAAAUAUGAGAAACUACGUCACAGGCAAUAUUGGUGGUACGACUCAUCAGCACAGGAGAAACAGGAGAGCGAGACGGAUAUAUCUACAGGGUAUUAUGAUAGAGUGAGAAGCAAAGAUAUGCUGUUGAUAUGCCCCGAUGGAGAUGUGUUGAAGCAGAGGAGAGAAGAUAGUUUGAUGUGGAAAGAUCUGUUGUUCACGGAUCCUAUAUGGGUUGAAGGUGGUCCCUUUUACACACAUACAGAUUAUACCGUCCAUUAUAUGCCAGAGACAAUAGAACAUCGUGCCAUUAGACUAAGAAACUCGAGAGAAAAUGAAGGACAGACGGAGAUGCUAAGCGAGAUAAAGACAGAAGACGGCGGCACGAUACCAGUGCCCGCGGAUGCCGGCGAGGUGGUUCACGUGGAAAGACCGCCGGUUGUGCACGAAGGCGUGCCCACAACGCUGCCCUCUAUGUUGUAUACUGCGCAGCAGAAGGUAAUCGCUCACACCCGCCAAGCGUUCGCCGUGUCUCGCAGUUUCGCCUACCACGUGCGCAGGCACUGUCAGUGCGAGUGCGCAGAGGGUGCCGAGCUGGUGGCGGCGCUGGUGGCCGGCGCCAGGCCGCCUCGAGGCUGGGCUGAGCUGCAGGUGCCUGAUAAAAACCAACUGGUGAGCGACGCGGGAAAACUGACAGUAUUAGAUUCUCUGCUGAAGAGACUGAAGGAGCGCGGCCAUAGAGUACUUAUCUACAGCCAGAUGACCAAGAUGAUCGAUUUGCUGGAGGAGUAUAUGUGGCACAGAAAACAUAAGUACAUGCGGUUAGACGGCUCCAGUAAAAUUUCAGCGCGAAGAGACAUGGUUGCCGAUUUCCAGGCUCGCGCCGACAUAUUCGUGUUUCUUCUCUCCACACGCGCCGGCGGGUUGGGUAUUAACUUGACUGCCGCGGAUACUGUGAUAUUUUAUGACUCGGACUGGAACCCGACAGUGGACCAGCAGGCGAUGGACCGAGCCCAUCGUCUCGGCCAGACCAAACAAGUAACGGUGUACAGACUCAUAUGCAAGGGCACUAUAGAAGAGAGGAUAAUGCAAAGGGCCCGAGAGAAGAGUGAGAUCCAACGGAUGGUGAUAAGCGGUGGGAAUUUUAAACCGGACACGCUGAAGCCGAAGGAAGUGGUGUCUUUGCUGUUGGACGAUGAGGAGAUCGAGUUGAAAUAUCGACAGAAGUCUGAAGAGAAGAAGUUGAUAGAAGAAAGAGAGCGGAAGAGGAAGCUGGGUAUUCUUCCAACGCAACCACCUGUAGUGGAGCCGAAGCGUGGCAGGUCGUCGCCGUCGCGGUCCGGGAGCGGCAGUCCGCUGCAGGUCGAUGACGAAGAACAACUGGUUGUGGACGCGCCGCCUUUGGUUAUGCCAUACUCGCCGCCAGUGCGGACGCACAACGCGUGGGGCGUGUCGCGGGCGGCGAGGGGCGCGCGGCGCGGGCGGCCGCGCGGCUCGCGGCAGCUGGCGCGCCGGGACCCCGCGCCCGCGCCCGCGCCGCCCGACGCGCAGGCCGUCGCACAAGGCGCCGCCCUCCUCGAGUCGGACGCGCCGCUGGAGAGCAUCUCCCCGCCGGGCCCGGCGGCGGGGCUGCGCGGGCGGCGCGGGCCCGGGCGGCCGCGCCUGCGCGCCGGCGCGCCCCGCGGCCCGCCCCGCCGCCCGCGCCGCCCGCGCGAGCCGCUGCUGGUGCCGCUGGCGCCGCCCCCAUAGCAUCCGAUGCGGUCACAAGAGUGAUGUACGGACAGGUUUACAGACCAAACCCACCUCUAGUGCAAUUACAACAAAUUGUGUAUAUGUAAAUAUGUUUCAUUUGAACUAGUUUUACAAAUGUAGUCAUAAUUAUGUAGAUAAUGAAGUGGUGAUGAAAUGGAUUAAAAAUGUAUACAACGUAAUAAAUAUACAUAUUUAUUAUAAUAGUAUUGAAUUUUAUUUCUCAUUUAUACUAUAUUUAUGUACACCAAUGAAACUAGAACUAAUGAUUAGAAUUAACGAUAAGGAGAAAUAAUUUCUUGUACAUAAUUGGGUCAAAUUUUAAGAAAUUUGUGCAAUUAUAUAUGGCAUGCGAUGUUUUUAAAGAGAAUCUUGAUUUUAUUCAUAUAUUGACAUAAAUAUUUAUUUAUCUACUGAAAGCAUACUUCUCGAGAAACAUUGGUAUGUGAUUGUUGUUGGCAAGACCAUAAAGAAUUCUCAAAAUUUUUCUAUAUAGCUGAACGUGGCCUUUUCAGUCUUUUAACACUGUUGGCUCUCCUUUGCCCCGCAAGGGAUAUAAGCGUGAUUAUAUGUAUGUAUGUUAAUACAUAUUAUCACAUCAAUGAAAUCAUUUGGUUUAUAUUUCCUCUAUUGCAUAUAAAAUCAAGUUAAAUUAAAGAUAUGUAAAUUAUUAUUGUUUUUGUUUGUUUUGAUGGACGUUCGGUGAUGUUUUAUUUUGUUUAUCUAUUGUUAUAUAUUUUAGCAUUAUGUCAAUAGACAGACGGCUUACAUCCAUGUGAGGAAGCCUAUCACCAGUGUCAAAAAAAUAUAGUUAUAAUUCCAACUAUUUUGUGGUUGUGAAGUAGAGAUAUUUUUAACAAAAUAUUUAAUUUGUGAAUUGUAAUACUAAUAAUUACCUCAUAUUGUUUCCAAGAACA
Amyelois transitella is the source of this 5565-nucleotide messenger RNA. RefSeq names its product chromatin-remodeling ATPase INO80 (gene Ino80). Lineage: Eukaryota; Metazoa; Arthropoda; Insecta; Lepidoptera; Pyralidae. The transcript is spliced from 28 exons. Gene Ontology annotation, biological process: DNA repair. The coding region runs from base 272 to 4648 and encodes 1458 amino acids. Gene Ontology annotation, molecular function: ATP binding; ATP hydrolysis activity; histone binding. Gene Ontology annotation, cellular component: Ino80 complex. The record is from RefSeq and is a predicted model, not a curated record.